AUGUCGGCAUCACAGGAGGCAACUUCGAACUCGCAAAGCCUGGCCUCACAGCCCUUGCGCGAGAUUCAGAUGCGGUAUCAAUUGGCCAAAUCAACUUUCAAAACCCUCUGCGAGAUCAAAAGCAACCCAGAUACUUUCGCCCUUCUCAAGAAGGCCUGCUCUGCGACCGAAUUCAAUACGUUUCCCAUCCAAAAGCAUGAGACCGCCUUCUUCCGAGCAAUCAACGAAAGCACAGGCAUCCCCUUUCCCAUCCCCGAAUUCAUAUCCAAGCCAUGGCACAAAGUUAUUCUUCUCGUGCAGAUUGACCUCACAAAGGCUGGCUGGCCAAACAAACUGAAAGGGGAAGCUCGAAAACAGUUAUUCCAGGAACUCCGCCAGAUGUACAAGCUGCUCGACAGCGUUUUGAGAUGUCUGGCUGAUAUACUUGGAGAGAGAGGUGAUGGAAGAGGACUCCAGACAACUCUUGACGUGCUGAGAAGUGUCAAGGCUGAAGUUUGGGAAAAGAGUGGCAACCACCUCUUGCAAGUGGAGGGUAUUGGCCCGGCAAAGAAGGACAGGCUCGUCCGAGCCAACAUCAAGACUAUAAAGGAAUUGUCCAUGAUGGAGUUUUAUCACAUCGAGCGAAUUCUUAGUCGAAACCCACCUUUUGGUCAGACGCUACUGCACAAAGUAGCAGGUUUUCCCAUUCUCACCCUCGACUUUGAAGUGAUCGGUCAAUACACCCCCGAAACUCCAACACCUUUGCCAGCGACUGGUAAUCAAACAGCUGACGAAUCGCUCUGGAUUGCUCGAGCUGUUCUCGGAUUUACCAACGAAAAGACGCCCAGUUGGAAGAGCAGCACGCCAUGGGUCACAUUUGUGGUUGAAGGGGGUAACGGACGACUUGUCUGGUUUUGGCGAGGAAGCGCAAAAAGGCUGGCCGGCAACAAGGAGAUUAUAAUCGGGUUGAGUGCAAAGAGUGGCGAGCAACUAAAGGUUUCUUUUGCUUGCGAGGAGAUUGUCGGGACUACGGUGAAGAUGGAUGUUCGGGUUGGAGGUUGA
Molecule: messenger RNA, 1041 nt
Organism: Fusarium venenatum
Lineage: Eukaryota; Fungi; Ascomycota; Sordariomycetes; Hypocreales; Nectriaceae
Product: Sec63 domain-containing protein
Source: RefSeq, a predicted model, not a curated record